AGUGCCACACGUUGUCAUCGCGUCACAACGAACUCAUAGGCUAGGUUCCAGCAUGUGGGACGGAGCACUUGUCCCCUCCGUUUCCGACGAAAAUGAAACCUCAGCCCCAAGGGGCGAAGAAAUCUACGCCUCCGAGAUUAAUUUCGACAGGGCUCUCCCGGGUCUCCACAAGGUAACAUUCCUAUACAUCUGUUUUUAGCCGUAACCCGAAGUACUUAGGUGUGAAUCUUGUGCAAGUUUCUGGUCGCACUUUCUUGGAACCAGGCAGCGAAACCCACAUGUUUGCAUUCUAUCGUUCCGGAGUGAUUUUGGUACCAGGACAAUCCCUUCCUCUGACGCCUUAUGGGCCAUUCGAAUCAAACCUUUUGCAAAAGGUCAACCGAGAGAAAUUACCUUUAAUAUUUCUGCCUGGUUGUUUUGACAACGUCGCUUCGCUGGAGGAUCUGGUCGAAUUUGUCGGCACGACUGCAGAUUUGGUUGCGAUCCACAUUCCGAGUGAGGACGAAGAAGGUGGCAUGCAUGCGAUCUUCGUCGGUCGGCAACGAAUCAGGAUCAACAAAGUCACUCGCGAUGAGAGUUAUCCUUUGCUUUGUUUCGGUACCAUCCUACCGGAGCUUUCAGUCGAUCGGGAAAUGGCUACUAAUCCGCUGGGUUGGGGUCUAGUUCCUCGUUCGUGGUCCCGUUUUGGCAUGGACCCGUGUCCGAUACGUAGAAAGGCUUCAGAAACCGAUCUUCUUCCUGUUCCGGAGACAUCCAAUGUCCGCCGACGCUCGCGCCGUCGUUCGCGCCAUAGCAGAGACUCAACUUCUUCGUCGUCUUCGUCGACCUACUACUCAGCAACUGGAUUCGUACCCCCGGGCAACCCUUUGUCUAUGUUUGAUUCGCGCCUGAGUACUUGGAGACACUUCGGACCUGUGAAUACUGUAUCAAUUACGUCUCCGUGUUCAUCACCAAAUUCUCGUUUGGCUGAGUCAGGCGAGGAGUUGGAUGUUGACUCUGUACACACCAGUGCACCGGAAUUGUCAAGCAAAUGUCCUCUUCCAACGGGAGCAGCAGAGAGCAUGCUAGAAACGCAACAGGACGUAGUGGGACAGGAAGAAACUGCGAACAUAGUUGGACCCAAGAAGCGAUCGCAUCUCAGUGGAGCCAGACCCGAACCAGAUGAUGUUGUUACUGAAGAUGUAGAACUCAUUAUGGAUUGGGCGGUUGAUCGCGUCGGCAGACCUUUUCGUUACCGAAUUCGACAACCCUGUCACCCGCGUCUGCCGUGUCGGCGUGACGUUCUAGCCGCGACGGGCGAAUGCUUUGCCACUCUACCGAUAUGGGUAUAUCGCCAAUACGAUGUUAGCUAUUUGGUGGCUGCGAUUCAAACAGAACUGGUUAAUUGGAACGAUACGUGGGUAGUGGAUCAUUUUCGACCGGAUUUAGCUGUUCCGUUCUCUUAUUGGUUGGUACAAAAUUUGCCGAUGCCUGGUCCACUGAAAGCCCAUAUCCUGAGUAUAAAUCAUGUGGUUCCACGAUUGCGAGCUCUGUUGGAUGUCAUUCGACGCUCUGCUGCUUGCGUCUGUGUUCUUUGUGACUGCAAUAUUACAUCCAGUCGACAUAUCAUUUGCCUGGCUCAGGAAGGAAGCUUCCAAACUUAUGUCAAUCCGGCUGGUGUGUUGCAUGAUAUCGUCACUGUCAGUCAAGUCACUCACAACUCAGUCUCCUUAGUUGGGUCACCGUCUGAGGAGUACUCUUGGUUUCCUGGCUACAGUUGGACAAUCGCGAAUUGCACCAGCUGUUCGCACCACCUUGGUUGGUUGUUCAAUGCUGUGAAAGACGAACUACGUCCUCGGCGCUUCUGGGGCAUUCGUCGUGACGCCAUUGUCCCCGGUCUGAUAAAUUCAACCGCAUGGAGACCGUGCAUCUAACGAGUGUUGUCAAGGUGACCAUAAUCUUUCACUAAACCUCACCACUGAUUCCUUCCACUUGGUAUUUGGAGACAUGAAUCAGAGCACCCGGUGGUUAACCGACUGUUUGGCAAAUUUGCGAUGCUGAAUUCCCGUCUUUUUUCAUCAACGCAAUGUACAUAAACUCUAUCGACCAACAGUUACAUUCAUUCGAGUCCACCGUUUGAAGUUAUCAUGUGUUAUCGUCUCCCGGUAUUUUCAUUUGCCUCAUGGUUAACUGGAGGCAACCGAUCACAACACUGCGCAAGCACAUGGGACACUACGACCGACGGAAUUUUCGCGACUCCAUCCGUGCGUCCAUUAUUGUACCUACACAAGUUGGUUGUUUUUGCCAUGAAGACGAUAAAGGUAUCACAAUCGCUGUUUUUCUCGAGGAAAUUCGGGCGAAUCCGUUAGCUACAUCAGGUGCGUGAAGUUAAACAAACUUGUGCAAGCACAAGUUUGUCGCGGAUACCUUGGGUGCUUACACUAAUUCGGAGUGUCAUCGAAACGACGAGCGUCGGGAAUCUGUGCACAUCUGGCCUGCGGGAAUAUUGUUCUGGAAAAAUGUUUGUGAGAACCAUAGUGGUCACCCUGUAAACGAUUUCGGAAACAUGAUUGUUCCUGGAGUCCUCCGUGCCACUGUUGGAUUUCGGUCAUAUAAUUUCACAGAAAACAGUUCAGUGCAUACGAUCUUAGUCGCAGUCGUUCUUCCAUCUCCCUGAGCUAUUCUGUGUUCCCCUUCGCUUUACAUUCGGUUAUCCCGUCACCUGUUCUUUUUCGUCUGUGCUGGGCAAUCUUUUAUCACACCCGCGGAUCGAAUCGUCGGCACACCCAUCGAUACUUCUUUCGGGCUUAUUUGAGCUGUCAUUUGAUACCGAAACUCGAU
Opisthorchis viverrini is the source of this 2820-nucleotide messenger RNA. RefSeq lists its product as hypothetical. Bases 279 to 1913 code for a protein of 544 amino acids. The record is from RefSeq and is a predicted model, not a curated record. Lineage: Eukaryota; Metazoa; Platyhelminthes; Trematoda; Opisthorchiida; Opisthorchiidae. The transcript is spliced from 7 exons.